This is a messenger RNA of Necator americanus (New World hookworm), 1026 nucleotides long. RefSeq lists its product as uncharacterized. The transcript has a single exon. NCBI's taxonomy places the organism in Eukaryota, Metazoa, Nematoda, Chromadorea, Rhabditida, Ancylostomatidae. Bases 1 to 1026 code for a protein of 341 amino acids. The record is from RefSeq and is a predicted model, not a curated record.
AUGGAAGUCAUUACGGAGAGGUUCUACUCGAACCUUUUCCGUUCAUCAACUCCUGUGUUAAGCCCGAUCUUCCCCACUGAUGAAGUUCCGCCACGGAUUCUCCCUUUGAAAGUACGAGUCGCUAUCAAGAGCAUGAAACCUGGCACAGCCCCCGGACCUGAUUUUAUAUCAGCAGACUUUCUUCGGGCUAGUGGCCAUCCGCUUCAUGUAAUCUUAGCAGCGCACAUGACAUCCUACCUUCAGAAAAAAAGGAUCUCAGACCAGUGGAAGGCCUCGCGAACCGUUCUUAUCCAUAAGAAAGGUGACCGAGAGGACCUUCGGAACUACCGUCCGAUAUGCUUGCUGAGCGUGUUAUACAAAGUAUUCACCAAAAUCAUCCUCAUGCGCAUAUCUAGGACGCUGGAUGAAGUCCAGCCUCAAGAACAAGCUGGAUUCCGUCAGGGGUUCGGCUGCAUGGACCACAUCCAGACCGUGUCGAGGGUCAUAGAGGUUUGCCGGGAAUACCGCCUACUCCUUGUUCUAACCUUCGUCGUCUAUGAGAAAGCCUUUAACAGUGUAGAAACUAAUGCAGUACUGUCAGCGCUGGUCGAUCAAGGUGUGUAUGUGAGGACCUUAGCCAAUUGCUACGACCGAUGCACGACUAGUAUACAGCUUUUCCACCGCCCUUUCACCAUACCCAUUGGAAAGGGGGUACGACAAGGCGAUACUAUAUCGCCGAAGCUGUUCACGGCUGUAUUGCAAUGGAUAAUGAAACCACGUUCCUGGGAAGAAGGGGGCCUACGUGUUGAUGGAAGAUUUCUCUCAAACCUUCGUUUCGCAGACGACAUCGUUCUCUUUUCGAGCAGUACCAAUGAAGCAGAAACGAUGUUCAACGAAUUGAACGAAGCAGGAAAGAGAAUAGGACUGCGAAUAAACAGGAAGAAGACACAGUUCAUGAAGACCGCCUACUGCGAGGACGGAGGAGUACAACUUGAAGCUCCCAAAUCGUGGAAACUUCGUCAUACGUAUACCUCGGACGUUCUAUGA